AUGUCCUACCAAGAUGCCAAUCAUGGCCGGAGCCAGAGCCACCAGUCAAUACCUCUGCAAGAUCUCAAUCGCCCACCAGACGAAAGCGACCCGGAUGCGCCGCAGCACAGGCGGACCCUCAGUAACCGCGGCCGCAACCUGCUUAGACAGACGGGCGCCAUGGCGACAGGAGGACACUUUCGAGACUCGCAGUACUCUCCCAUUGCAGAGGUGUCGCCCAGCCCCACGCGACAUGCGCACCCCCCGCAGAUAAACACCAAUGUUCCCCCGGUGGGCAGUGGCAUACGGAGCGUGGAAGAGGAUGCGGGUUCGCCUUUGGAUGCAGGCGCAUUCCAGGCGGCCAUAGGCUUUGGCAUGAGCAUGGAUUUCCAGGGCGAGACAUCACCACCGAUAGCAACCCAGGCCUCGUCACAUUUAUCCUACAUCCCAUACGAGCAUGGACACGAACACCCUCUUGAGCCCUAUGCUGACAGAGCAACCUCGGAAGACCACGGUUACUUCUCUCCCACCUACGACGAUACCGCCCGCCUGACAGAUCCGCAACACCUCCAGCCCAUGAGCGGGGCUACAGCUCCUUCCACCCCGGUCGAGCAGCAAGACCGAUCGAGCUUCCAGAGUGUGCGCUUUCUCAGUCCGGGUCAUGCCUCAUCAGGAGCACGCCUUGGCGACGAUAUUGGCCAGGUUGAGGCUGCGACUGGCAACCUGCGAGACUCUAGAGGAAGGAACCGAUCUUUGUCACCUGGCCAGUUCGAAUCGCCUCUACAUCGAGCUGGGACCAUUAUGCGGAACAUAUCACAGCGUGUCGUCAACGUCAGUAACGAUUCCCAAGUUGCCGAGAGAACUAUUCGAAGAAAGUCGACUGUACACCACGCACGUCUAACCGCACCACCUGCCUUUCCAUCACUUCCGGAAUAUGCCGCCGAUGGCCCUACUUCGCCUGCUCCAUCCACACCAACCGAGAAGCCGCCCUCGCCUGUGGUUUAUCAGAACAGGCCAAGCGCACUAUGGCAGCGCCCGCCAAAUCCCUUGCGAGGCAAAAGUCUGGGCAUCUUUCCUGCCGAUAGCAAGCUGAGAAUCAAACUCUGCGACCUCCUCGUACAUCCAGUCACCGAGCCCUUUCUUCUCAUGCUAAUCAUCAUCCAAACGGUACUCCUAGCGGUUGAUGCGCGUACAACAGCCCCGUACGAUCCCAGACGGAGCAAGACAAUCGAUACAUUCAGUGCCAUUGACUACGCUCUGCUAGGUCUUUUCACCAUCUAUACGUUGGAGGUCAUUGUUCGUAUUAUCGUCUCUGGCUUCAUCAUCAAUCCAGUCGAAUACAGCACUAUCAAUCGACAAGUGGGCCUACGGGAAGCGCUCAAGAGCAAAGCAAACCAGCUGUUUGGCGGUCUGCAGCGACAACCUUCACAAAGAAAAAGCGGUAGCAACACUGACCCAAUUCAACAACAGCCAUCGGUAAUGCGAACCUUGACCACCGCACAGAUGAAUCCAGAUUUCACCACAAACGAUCCACGGCAACUGCAGCGGGCUCGCUUGGCACAUAGAGCCUAUCUCAGGCAUUCCUUCAAUCGGACUGAUUUCGUUGCCGUGGUCUCAUACUGGGUCGCUUUUCUUUUGGGUAUGCGAGAUGCGCAGAAUAGCCGCGUCAUUCUCGUUUUCGAGAUGCUGAGCUGUCUGCGAAUCAUCCGUCUUUUAAAUCUCACCAGUGGUACCUCCGUCAUUCUUCGGAGUCUAAAGAAAGCUGCGCCUUUGCUGGUUAAUGUCGCAUUUCUCAUUGGCUUCUUCUGGCUUCUUUUUUCCAUCGUCGGUGUCCAGAGCUUCAAGUCGAGUCUUAGGAGAACCUGCGUAUGGAGAGAUCCCAAUGGGAAUGAAGACUUCAACAACGCCGAUCAGUUUUGUGGUGGCCACCUACUCAACAUCGACGGCAUCCAUCCAACAGGUUACAUACCUGCUCCAGGCAUGCCUGCAGGUCCACCGGAGGGCAAAGGCUUUCUGUGCCCAAAGGGUUCGGAGUGCGUUGAAAGCACCAACCCGAACAACGAUACGCAAAGCUUUGAUAACAUUCUCCAGUCCCUUGAGCUGGUUUUUGUCAUCAUGUCAUCCAACACCUGGUCUAGCUUGCUUUACACCGUGGCGGACACCGACUACCUCGUCAGCUCCAUUUUCUUCAUUGUAGGGAUACUGGUCUUGAGUUUGUGGCUCAUAUCUCUACUAAUCGCGGUCAUCACUUCCUCUUUUCAAAUCAUCCGCGAAGAGAGCAAGACAAGUGCAUUUACCGGAGAAGAGAUCAAGGAGGAAGACACAGAGGACAGCGGAGAAAAACAACGCGUGAGCAGUCUUAAACGCUGGUAUGACAAGACGUUGUGGCUAUGGGUGUCUGUGAUAUCUUUUGGGCUCGUUUCUCAGAUGAUGAGAAGCUCGAACAUGAGCGAUUUCCGUCAAUUUUUCAUCAACUCGGCAGAAAGCAUCGUUACUCUCAUACUGUUCGUGGAGAUCAUCAUACGGCUCAUUGUUGAUUGGAGACACUUCUUCAGGAGCAAGCGCAACGUUACCGACCUUGCGCUUGCCAUCAUCACUGCCAUCAUACAAAUCCCGGCUAUCAAAGAGGCACACAAUGGAAAAGCGUACGCUUGGUUGUCCAUCUUCCAGAUCAUUCGGGUUUACCGUGUUGUGCUGGCUGUUCCGAUGACGCGAGACCUUAUUAUGAUAGUCUUCGGCAAUGCAGGCGGUCUACUGAACCUGAUUCUCUUUGUGUUUUUGUUAACUUUCCUGGCUUCCAUCUUUGCUUCACAGCUCUUCCGAGGAGAAAUUCCAGAGCAAAAUGAUGGGGAGGACACACGUGUGCCCUUUUUCAACAUCUACAACUCCUUCUUGGGAAUGUACCAAAUCUUUUCCAGCGAGAACUGGACUACUAUCCUAUACAGUGUUACUAGUGCGCAGAAGGAGUUCGGCACAGCCUGGAUAGGAGCAUCUUUCUGCGUCAUGUGGUUCAUCUUUGCUAAUCUCAUUGUCUUGAACAUGUUUAUUGCCGUCAUCCAGGAGAACUUUGAUGUUUCCGAAGAUGAGAAGCGUCUACAACAAGUCAAAGCGUUUCUUCAGCAAAAGGAAGAUGGCCUGACAUCGUCCACUGGCAACCUAUCUCUGUCGUCUAUCUUUAAACUCGGACAAGCGCGUCGUAGAGAUCCACUAGACUAUGGCCAUGCCGCCACCGAAAUGCUACUCAAAGACGCGGUUGUCCGUGACUUCCUCGAUGAGGGCAAUGGCAAUCACGGUCCAGCAGAAGAUGAUCCUCGACCGGGCAUUCAUCCGGCGAAGACCGUAGUAGGAUCUGGCCUCAUGUCCACUUGGUGGCAACGAUUCUUGCGCCGGAUCGUCCACCGGGAACCAAACCCCUUUUACGCUCCCUUGGAUUUCGGCCGUGCGUAUGAGGACCUGGAUCCCCGAAGAAUGGCGAAAGAGGUUGUUUCAGCUACGGAAAGACGAAAAAAGGCUCAACGAGAGUAUCUUCGAAACCAUCCCAACUACAACGUCUCUCUGUUCAUGUUCAAAGUCCACAAUCCGAUACGCAAACUAUGCCAGCGCGUUGUAGGCCCCGGCCGGGGUGGUGACCGCAUCGAAGGAGUCGCGCCAUCCGUUCCCAUCUGGUAUGCAUUCUCGGCAUUCAUCUACGCGGCGAUCAUUGCCAUGGUACUGUUAGCAUGCAUUACCACGCCACUUUAUCAGCGACAGUACUUCAUGACCCACGCAUUCAGCGUGAAGAACUGGUUUGUAUGGGUAGAUAUGGGUUUUGCCGUUCUCUUCACCAUCGAGGCACUAAUUAAGGUUAUUGCCGAUGGCUUCUUCUGGACACCCAACGCCUACUUCCGUGGUUCCUGGGGAUUCAUUGAUGGCGUUGUGUUGAUCACCCUUUGGAUCAACGUUGGCACGUCCUUCAUGAACGAAGGUCAAGUCACUCGGACUGUGGGUGCCUUCAAAGCAUUGAGAGCUCUUCGCUUGCUCAACAUCAGCGAUAGUGCACGCGACCACUUCCACUCGCUCAUCGUCCGCGGAUGGUGGAAACUAUUCUCGGCCGCGUUCGUCUCACUGAGUUUGCUGAUUCCAUUUGCCAUCUACGGACUAAAUCUUUUUGUUGGUCAGCUGCAGACUUGCAACGACGGCAGUUAUCCUGCAGGUGCUGACCUUAGCAACUGCGUGGGGGAGUACGACAGCAGCCCUUUCAACUGGAAUGUGCUGGCCCCACGCCAAGUUUCUAAUCCCUACUACGAUUUUGACAACUUCGGAGACUCUCUCUUCAUAUUGUUCCAGAUUGUAUCUCAAGAAGGCUGGACAGACUGUAUGUGGUCUGCAAUGAGCAUCACGGGGGUAUUCACGCAGCCAGAGCCCAGGCAAUCGCUGGGCAACGCUGUUUACUUCAUCAUCUUCAAUUUGCUCGGCGCGGUCUUUGUGCUUACCCUGUUCGUUUCUGUCUUUAUGCGCAACUACACUGAACAGACAGGGGUUGCCUUCCUUACGACCGACCAGCGUUCUUGGCUAGAAUUGCGGAAACUCCUUCGUCAAGUCUCCCCAUCAAAGCGCCCAUCAUCAACCAAACAGAGGGAGAGUUGGGAAGAGUGGUGUUAUCGGAGAGCUGUUACCAAGACCGGAUAUUGGCACAAAUUCAUCACGGGUGUCUUGAUACUACAUCUCGUGCUACUUUGUUUGGAAUGGUACCCAGGCUACGGUCCAUGGGAGACUGCGCGAGACUACAUAUUCCUUGCGCUUACCAUAACUUUCAUUGCGAAUGUGGUCAUUCGAAUCAUCGGUCUCUCCUGGCAUCGGUUCCGAAAGAGCGCCUGGGACAUGUUUUCGAUCUUCGCCGUGACAGGAACCUUUGUCACAUCAAUUCUUGUGUUGUCCAAAGGGAAGGCUAAUGGGCGAGUCUUUGUCCAGCUUCACAAGCUCUGUCUUGUCUCGAUUGCAUUCUUGCUCAUUCCCCGGAACAACCAGCUUGAUCAGCUAUUCAAGACUGCCGCAGCAAGUUUAGCAGCCAUUGCCAACCUCCUUGCUACAUGGUUUGUCCUGUUCCUGGUGUACGCCAUCGCGCUCACACAAACCUUUGGUCUCACCCGAUUUGGAGCCAACGAAACCGACAACAUCAAUUUCCGAACGGUACCCAAAGCUCUCAUCUUCUUGUUUACCAUGAGUGGCGGUGAGGGGUGGAACCAAUUCAUGGAGGACUUCGCCAACGUCGAUAAACCCUAUUGCACGGUAGGAGAUGGCAAGUACUUCAACAGCGACUGCGGCAGUCCCGAGUGGGCACGAGCUCUCUUCAUUACAUGGAACAUUCUGAGCAUGUACAUCUUUGUCAACUUGUUUGUCUCGUUGAUAUACGAGAGUUUCAGUUAUGUAUAUCAACGAAGCAGUGGGCUAUCUGUCAUUAGCCGAGAAGAGAUUCGUCGGUUCAAACAAGCUUGGGCAGAGUUUGACCCUAACGGGAGUGGGUACAUCUCGAGAGAUGUUUUCCCGAGGCUCCUCGGGGAACUGUCUGGCAUUUUCGAGAUGCGUAUCUACGAUGGUGACUUCACCAUUGGUUCGCUGAUUGAAGAAUGCUCCGUAACAAGCCGAAGGGAGUCAAAUCUCCCGGUGCCAGGCCGCGAACCGACCAAGGAGAUCGACAUUGAUAAACUCAACCGUCGCCUGUCGCAGCUACCGAUUAGCGAAAUACGUCGCAGACGAGCACGCAUGAAUACGUUCUAUGAGGAGGUGCUUGUGUCAAGCGACCCAGAUAGAGGCAUCCAGUUCUCUUCACUGCUGAUGAUCUUGGCUCACCACAAGGUCAUCAACGACAACAAGAGCUUGAGACUGGAAGAGUUCUUGAGGCGCAGAGCUCGCCUACAACGUGUCGAAGAAGCCGUUCGGCGCAACGUAGUUGUGGGGUUCUUCGAUACACUGUACUGGGCGCGACGUUUCCGUCGAGCCAUGGAGCUCAAGAAACAAGGGCGUAUGGCAACAGUGCCUCAAUUUACGGUCCCUGAGAUCUUCAUCGACGACGAAGACAUUACGAAUGCCAAACGGGGCCAAUCUCCUGCAAUGGGAAGCCCGCUUUUCUCACCACAGGACCUGUACCUCCCAUCGCCACGUAGUUCUCUGGAGCAAGGCAGGAGCCGAACAAACUCGAUCGCGCAAAGGCCAAGCAGAACAAACUCGAUUCAACAAACACCGACAGGGUCACCUACACGGGGAAGCCUCCAGCCAUCGCCGUUUUCAUUGUCAGGCGAGCAAGACUGGCAGUUUGCGUCGGCACUUAGUCGGCCGCCCAGCCCACUCGAAGUUGACAGCGGGCAGGUGGACAAUCGCAGCCGUGCAAAUAGCGCAGUCAGUGCGGCAGAUGUUUUAGAAGUGCUCGACAACUCUGCAUGGGGAGAGUCGAUAAGGAGGAGUUUCACACAACGGAGGCGCAGUUAG
This is a messenger RNA of Pyrenophora tritici-repentis Pt-1C-BFP, 6444 nucleotides long. Its product is annotated as Ion-trans multi-domain protein. Gene Ontology annotation, cellular component: membrane; voltage-gated calcium channel complex. Gene Ontology annotation, biological process: calcium ion import across plasma membrane. NCBI's taxonomy places the organism in Eukaryota, Fungi, Ascomycota, Dothideomycetes, Pleosporales, Pleosporaceae. The record is from RefSeq and is a predicted model, not a curated record. Gene Ontology annotation, molecular function: high voltage-gated calcium channel activity; calcium ion binding.